AUGGACUUGUCGGAACCCAACAUCGCGUCUCGCAUUGCCGCGCUUCGACAAGAAAUCGUCGUCCUUGGCAAAUACCACAACGCCAACUACGCGACGACCGUGAAGCUGCCCUCAGAAGUCCUUGUGCAGAUCUUUGCCUGCCUCGCGCAAACACCCACGCACCCCAAACCUGAAUACCCGGAGUCGACAGAGCCUCCAAGGGCUCACUACACCUGGAUCAAAGAGGUGACCCAUGUCUGCAGCACCUGGAGGUACAUUGCCCUAGCCACCCCUCUUCUCUGGACAUCAGUGUUGGUGGGUCCAAACGAAUGGGCGGAGCAGGUCCUUCAGCGCGCGCAGGGCGUUCCCCUCGAUCUCAAAUUCCCGAUGCUGGAAUUCCUCCCGAAGCCGCCGACGGCGCAGAAAGAAACAGACACCGAUCUCAUCAAAAUGGUGUUUUCGCGACCACAGAAUAUUCGAUCCGUAGAUAUUGCGUUUGACGGGCAUUUGGUCAACGAAACAAUGGAACUAAUGUCCUCCCUCCUUUCGGGGGCCCCACUACCCCACCUCGAACGGUUGAAAAUCACCAGCAGAAGCAUACAGUUUGAUAUUCUAGACGAGUUAUUCAGCCAAUCCCGCUUACGCCACCUUAGCCUCGAUACCUGCGUUGCCGACCUCAGCACCCCUCGGUUUUCCCUUCUGCGUACGCUUAGUCUCGCAUUGGAUCUUGGUAUCGCCGGAGUGUUAGAUUCACUAUCCGCAAUGCCUGAACUUGAAGUACUCUUUCUACAAGACUCCGGAUACUCGCGGAGCGCAAUCAUGGAGGAUGCACCAGAGUCUGUCAUAAUGCCUAGCUUGCAGGAGAUCACUCUCAAGUCGGAUUUUUAUGAGAUCAUGGAUCUUUUCAAAGUGCUCGUCGCGCCCGUUAUUUGCUCAGUCGUUGUUGAAACUGCCCAGAUGGACGAUAUACAGAGUGUACUGCAUGCGUACUCUUUCCUGCAGAUGUCUCAUCUCUCUCCAACUUCGGCUCCUCAAUCCUUGACAAUCGAAGAGCUCGACGAGGCAGGGGACUUCCGACUACUCCACUCAUCCCCGUCACAGGACGGCAAGGACAAGAUGAUAUCGAUAUCUGGUAUCGUAGUUGAUCUCGAUUCCCUUUGGACAAGUAUUCCAAAACAUAAUGUUCAGUCUGUUGUCCUCACCGCCAACAUGCGUGGCACCCCUGCACCCCCACCGCUUAUGCCCGCCGUCAUCGCGUCCGUCGCGCAUUUGUCAACACUACGUACGCUACAAGCCCCAUACCUCUCCUUCGCUGAGGCCUUCACGUCAAACGAAUGGCAUUCGGCAUCAGCGUUCCCAUCUCUUCAGACCCUGAAUCUGGAUUGUCGCUUCAGGAAACCAUCGAAAGCCUCACUGAAGCGGUUAAGAGGGUGGGCAAAUUGGAGGGAGGAAAGCGGCUCACUCAAGAUCCCUCAUUUCACGCUGAGAGGCUGCUUCAAGGAGCCCGCUGUGGCAGCUUUACAGUCUUCAGCCGGGGAGUUGAUAAUGAUCCAAUCGACCUGA
Molecule: messenger RNA, 1542 nt
Organism: Pleurotus ostreatus (oyster mushroom)
Lineage: Eukaryota; Fungi; Basidiomycota; Agaricomycetes; Agaricales; Pleurotaceae
Exons: 1
Coding region: 1-1542 (513 amino acids)
Source: RefSeq, a predicted model, not a curated record